CACGCGCAGCAGCAGUAGGGGCUCGAGCGCUCACAUCCUGGUACUUUGCGCUACAUGGCAGCAGCGGGAGAGAAAGGCUGAUCCGGGAAGUGAAGCCCAGCUGUCCUGACCAGAGUCCCGUCCAAGCGUCUGAAAACAGUCCGGGAAAGUUGGGUCCGAUCGCCAGGUUUUGCUCUUGGAUCUGAUCCUGCAGUCAUUUUUUGUAAGCUUCAUUUGAAGAGAACACAGGGAAGUAGACAGCAGCAAAAAAUAUAAUGUGACCCUGUUGCAGAAAAAGCACCUGUCUUAACAAAUCUUCGUAAGAUUUGAUAUGUUAAUGAUUAAAUUGUGGUAAGAGAGGAGGAAACAAACAGUAGGUAUGUCUAAGACCACGACGUUCAUGAGGCACCGAUACAGGCCUGUGUCGGAAUUCGAUGAGGUCACUUUGGCCUCUAAAAGGGAAUACUGGAGGACUAAGAAAAGGGAACAGAGAGCAAGGCUGUCCAAGGCCAAAAAGAAGGUUAAACUUCCAAACACAGGAGUCUGUAAACCUGUGCGUACAGAUAGAAAUGUAUCACGUCUGCCUCAUUGUGAGUUUAGUCCUACCUUGCUUAAUAAUGAUGGUUCAUACCAAACAAGAACAGAAAAUCAGACCAAGGGUAUGGUGAUUUCUAAAAAGGAGACUGAAAGCCUGACCACUGAAGAAUCAAACAGGGGUGCUCCCAUGGUCAAACUUAAUGGGGCACCACUCACCAAGGGCUUAGCAGUUCCUGCAGCAUGCGCAAAAGUACAAACAAACAGCAUAACACCUCGACAGACACUGAACAGAUCAUCAGGCUUUAAUGGCAAAAUCUCAAGCAUUUCACAGACAAGUCCUGCAUCCCAACUAGCACCAAAGUGCACUAAACAAUCCCCUCGAGUUAAAUGCUGUGUAACACCCAAGUCUUUGGCGUUUGUGGAAUGUAAGUUUGAUAAAGACCAGCGCAACCUAGCAAGAAGUGGUACCAAUACAAAUAGAAUUGCUGGUGCCAGUGUUCCGGUAUGCAGCAUGGUCGUGUGCAAAACCGCAGAAGUGGCCAUGACUGAAGAGGAGAAAGCUGCAAAGCGUAGGGAGAACUGGCGCAUCAAAAAACGAGAGCAAAGGGCAAAACGCGCUGAGAAGCUGAAGAUGGACCGAGAGAAGCUGCAGGGUUUUGAAAAAGGACAACAGGAAACGGGGAAGUUUUCCUGUGCUGCCCCAGCACAUCCAUUAUCCGCUAUGAACACAAUGACUUUAAGAGGAGCCAAGCAACGUAACCCUGCGAUGUCUGUUGACUCAAGACAGAGUGCUGGAAAAUCGUUACAUUAUGGAGUCAGAGUAGAAAGAGAGAAAUUAUCAUCCCAGAGACCCUAUAAAUCACAACCAAUGGUUGUAAAACUACCUGAAAGGCAAAGGUUACUUGCCAAAAACUUCUCCUCUGUUUCAGUUUUUAACACAAAUCAGUUUCAGGAUUCGAGACAGAAUCAUAUGGCCAUAUCUUCAGGUGUUUCUUUGCAGCCUUUAAGAUCUACCCAAGCAAUUGGACAAUUCAAAAUGCCACAACAAAAGUAUGUCCGGAUUCAAAGGCGGCGAGGUAUACUACAAGGAAACGAGACGGCAGAGGAGCGACUUGCCAAACAAAGGGAAUAUUGGCGGAUCAAAAAGCGGGAGCAAAGAGCAAAGCGUUCUUUGGUAUUGAAAGGUCGUCUGAAGGACCGGGAUGCAUUUAACUGGCGUGCAAAGCGUUACCAGUUUAUAAUGGAGCAAAUGCGAAAGACACCAACAGGUUUUCAGAAAGUGCCACAGCUAAACAAAAAUAUUCACAGCACCUCUAGUCCUAUUAGUAGCUUUAUUAAAGAAGAUGGUACCGUAACUGUCACCAUCUCACAAACUACAGCUGAGAAAAGUCCACCUGCCCUGAACUGCAGUUUAUCAGCAAUGAAAUCAUCUAUCUCAUCUGGUUCUUCGAUGUCACACAAGCUAAUCAGGACCAGAUCCAGACCUGUUCUACAUAGCAUUCCAAAUAACACAAAAUUAUCAGCAAAUGAGCAAAGAACUCAAAGGCCAACUGGUCAGACUCUUACAGCGUUUGAUCCUGUAGUUGUAGUUGGGUCAAAAAUAGCCAGUGGUGUAGAAGAUGCUACAAUUCUUACAAACGCAACAACAGCCACCCAGACUGGAGAGCUAAGUACAGAGAAUAGGACAACGUUUAAGACAGAGUUAAAGACCUUGGAUUCUUGUUCAGCCGUGACCCCGGGUUUGAGCUCAACAUCAUUUGAGGCCCCAAAACAAGAACCUAUUUAUCCCUCAAUAGCCAUGAUAUGUUCCCUCACAGAACAAAGUCAGACUAUGAAUAAAGAGACUAAUAAUAGUAAUCAAGAGACGAAGUCUGCAUCUACUUGCCCUGAAAACAGUGCUGAGGCAGAGUCCUGUUCAAAUAGUGACAGCCAGUCCACCACUCUCUUGGUGGUGGCGUCUAUGAAAAAGCUCCUGGAGGAAUCUCUUAGCUCGGUAGGUGACGGUAAUAACGCUUCUAUAAAUAAAGGCGAGCCUUUGCCUUGUAAAACUGAAGAUACACCCUUUCUUCAGGAGGAGAAAGAAAUAGACACAAAGCCUGACCUUACAGCACCUCAGGAAUUCUCGGCAGAUACUUACUCUUCUGUAGUCGUCAAACUGAGUCCCUCUCCUUGUCGGUCUCCCCUGCGGACACAUGACUUUUCUUCUGACAGUACUGGCCUUUGCCGAGACUCCUCACUUCAAAUUCCUUGUGCUGCCACUUGCUUCAACAAAGGUCCAGCAGGUGAAAGGAGAUGUGAACAGCCAGUGGCUGCAUGUGUGACUCCUUUACACAGGAGCAACUUGGUACAUGGUGGCAAAAUUUCAGGACCCCAGCAGAAUUUUCCUUCUCAGGCUCGUGGAGGUCAUCAGCUUAAUGAGAACAGUGAGCUCCAGAGAAAACGAGAAUAUUGGCGAGUAAUGAAAAGGCAACAGAGAGCGAGGAAAGCCAAAGAGCUGGAGAGAGGAAAAGAAGCUUGGCAUUCACAGAGGAAAUGUAGCACUUCUCAAGUCAUUCACCCACCUGUGGCUCAGAAGAGGAUUCACACAGACUUCCACAAUCCUGUUCAUUUACCCUGCGUCACCUCUCGUCCCACACGGCCUGUGUUAAGUCCAACUGCAUCAUCGAACCAACAACCGUCAAACGAGGCUAAAGUUUCUGAGAUGUCUCAGGUGAACAAAUGGCAGCUACACAUUCAGGGAAAUGUUCCUACUUCAGCCACCAGACCAGGUACUGUGAACUCCAUGCCGAUGAAUCACGUAAAGCUGUCAGAUCCUCGAAUGCAAACUAGAGGGUCCUCGAUGACCAAAUUAAAAAGUAAUCAAAAUCAGUCAAAGAUGGCUGCAAAUAAAGAACUGGAUACUGAUGACGUUGUACAAAGGAAGAGGAUGCUCUGGAGAAUAAAGAAGCAGGAGCAGCGAGCUCGGAAGGCGGCACGGGAAAGAGAGCUCAACCAAUCAAGACGCAACUGGUCAAACAAUAUCACACAGGAAAUUCAAUGUAUGCCACUUCAGAGAUUGGACUACAUACCUGAAGAGUGUCAGACAACAGCAGUUAAAGAUGAAGCAGAAGUAUGUUAUUUUCCUGAUGAUGAUGAUGAUGAUGAUGAUUGUUCAGAUGAGCCCUUGUCAGAGAGCAAGUGGAGAAACAUCUACCUCAUGGAUUUCGAUCCUGUAAACCAGCUGCUGGUGUGCAUGGUGUGUGGGGAGCAGCAAUACACCUUUAGUGUAGAAGAAGUGAGAGCUCAUAUAGAGGAAACCCACCCAGGCACUCUGUCAUUGGAAGAGGGCGAGCGUCAACGCAUCUUAGUGGCCUGGGACGAACAAGUGGCAGUACGAGAACGCUUCUUUACCAACCAGCUGUGGCAGAACAGCAAUGUCCUCAAAGAGGAGAGCACAAGGCACAUGGCUGAGGUCGAAGUGAUUCUGGGCCAAGAUGACAAAGCAGAUCGAUAUAAAUAAGACUUGGGUUGCUGUCAAAAAAACCAAAAAAACAAGGUGGCGUAAGAAAUGACAUUAUCUACAAAAAAUGUCGAAAUCGACAGCUUGCUAAUCUGAAAUGUAUUUGCUAAGCGGAACUCAUAAGCACAGCGGGACGAUUGAGGCGUAUUCUGGCUGAGCAUGCUCAAGCUCGUUUUAUGGUAAAAACCCAACACAUGGUGUUUCCAUCUGGAUUGUACUGCAUUGCUGUAUUUCAGAUUUUUCUUUUCUUUGAGAGGGAACAAAGCGGAUACCUCCAGUAUAAAUGUGUGCAAAAGAUUUGAAUUUUAUACAAUUGUUUACAUGCAUUCUUUUAUGUUCAUCCACGUAUCCGUCCGUGUUUAACAUUCAGCGUUAACCUCCAUAGCUGAUUGUGUUCUGGACCUUGCACAAAUUGAGGAGUUGCAUUCGGGAUACUGUAGACCUCUUCAUUGGCAUGCUGUUUCAUGAACUCUGGUGCUUAUUUCCUCUACGCAUUGCCUUUUCUUUUUAAGAUGUUACUGUUUAAUACUACAUACGUAUACACACACACUCAUCUGUUAUGUUAUAUAGUGAUCUCACUGAACCGUACAUGGUAAUAAUUGUGUGCAUUUGCUAUACAUACAGAACAUACAGCAAUUAUUUCUGUUUUAAUAAAGGCUUUGUUCUGGGAAAAGAAUAAAGAAAUUGGUAUUUGUUUUA
Silurus meridionalis is the source of this 4714-nucleotide messenger RNA. RefSeq lists its product as uncharacterized. Bases 359 to 4015 code for a protein of 1218 amino acids. The record is from RefSeq and is a predicted model, not a curated record. NCBI's taxonomy places the organism in Eukaryota, Metazoa, Chordata, Actinopteri, Siluriformes, Siluridae. The transcript has 6 exons. Gene Ontology annotation, biological process: negative regulation of DNA-templated transcription.